GAUCAUCUCAUGUGUCAGUUUACCGCACCAGUGGAAACGCACCCACCGUGGCUUUCUGGGAUGCUGGAUCUCGGAAAACCGAGUAGACUCUAUCUUGCAGGACAGGUGCAGGCCGCCAAGUGGAACACCCUAAGGGACGAUGGAUCCCAAUGGGCUGAUUGUCCGUUCGCCAAACUCCUAAAAAUGGCGCUAAGCGCCGAACUAGUUAGUAAUUCACCAGCUGUGCUUUCAGGUUCCCAAGCAUUCCGGCCAUGUUCUCGCCACACUUUAGUCCCACGAUAUGCACGAGGGAAUCCGAUGCGUUUCAGGUCCGGAGGCAUCGACCGGUUAGGAAAGGUUUCAUCCGAGGUCAGAGGAGAAGCAAAACAUCAUGGAUACUCCCUGACUCACUCUGUCAAUUGAGUUUUCAGGGACCCUACGUUUGCCUCGAUGAUGACGGGGAUGAACUCCGCGAAAGCCACACUUUCCCAGCUCAGCCACACCCCGGCCACGGUUCCCGGAGACCAGCUGAAGACAUCCUGAUUGACAGCCUCAGGCGAAUCUCCUUCCCGCUCACAGCAUUGCUGUCACGUCUGCCCAACUGGCUCGGCUCCGGUGGCGAAUCCUAUCUGCAAUGCACAUUCGACUACGUCAAGAGAUGGCCCCAGGGCAUGCAAGACAGCUAUCCACUCAGCCUUCCGUAUCCUCGCUCAUUCCCUCCGACGGUGCUUCGCGCUUGCAUAGCGCUCACUAACUGCACUCCUUGCAGAUUGUCACGUCUCAGAUACUGUGGAGACACAGAGAGCUUGCAGGUUGUGUAAUCUCUGCUCGAACCCAUCACAAUCCCCCAUGUCAAAUCUAAUUCAUACCGAGAUCCUGGAUCCUGCACGUUGCCACAGACCUGGAGAAGUUCAGGCGAAUCAUCGUCCUCCGUCUACUGUUUGUCU
This is a messenger RNA of Aspergillus pseudonomiae, 926 nucleotides long. RefSeq lists its product as uncharacterized. Bases 252 to 800 code for a protein of 182 amino acids. NCBI's taxonomy places the organism in Eukaryota, Fungi, Ascomycota, Eurotiomycetes, Eurotiales, Aspergillaceae. The transcript has a single exon. The record is from RefSeq and is a predicted model, not a curated record.